GGCAGGGCUUACAAAAUGGAGAAGAAAAAAUAUUUAGUGACUUAUCAUUACUGGAGAAUCUUCAAAACAAUCAUCCAACUGCACCUGUAAUAUGUGAGUUUUUGACAAUGAUGGCAGUGUGUCAUACAGCAGUUCCAGAAAGAGAGGGUGAUAAAAUUAUAUAUCAAGCAGCAUCUCCAGAUGAAGGAGCAUUGGUCAGAGCAGCCAGGAAUCUUCGGUUUGUAUUCACUGGAAGGACACCUGACUCAGUGAUCAUAGAGUCUCUGGGUCAGGAAGAGAGGUAUGAACUGCUCAACGUCCUGGAAUUUACAAGCUCUAGGAAAAGAAUGUCAGUGAUAGUCCGCACACCAUCAGGAAAGUUAAGACUCUACUGCAAGGGAGCUGAUACUGUAAUUUAUGACCGCCUUGCUGAAAGUUCAAAAUACAAAGAAAUCACCUUAAAACAUCUAGAGCAGUUUGCUACAGAAGGCUUAAGAACUCUGUGUUUUGCUGUGGCUGAGAUUUCGGAAAGCGAUUAUCAAGAGUGGUUAAAUGUCUAUCACCGUGCUUCUACAGCUAUACAAAACAGAGCACUCAAACUUGAGGAGAGCUAUGAACUCAUUGAAAAAAACCUUCAGCUGCUUGGAGCAACAGCAAUUGAAGAUAAGCUACAAGACAAAGUGCCUGAAACCAUAGAAACACUCAUGAAAGCAGACAUAAAAAUUUGGAUACUUACUGGGGACAAACAGGAGACUGCCAUUAACAUCGGUCACUCCUGUAAACUUUUGCGAAAGAAUAUGGGAUUAAUCGUUAUAAAUGAAGGCUCUCUUGAUGGAACAAGAGAGACACUUAGCCAUCAUUGCAGUACUCUUGGUGAUGCUUUAAGGAAGGAAAAUGAUUUUGCUCUCAUCAUUGAUGGUAAAUCUUUGAAGUAUGCUUUGACAUUUGGAGUGAGACAAUAUUUCCUGGAUUUGGCUUUGUCAUGUAAAGCUGUUAUUUGUUGCAGGGUAUCACCACUUCAAAAAUCCGAAGUUGUAGAAAUGGUUAAAAAACAAGUUAAGGUAGUAACUCUAGCAAUUGGUGAUGGAGCAAAUGAUGUUAGUAUGAUACAGACAGCACAUGUUGGAGUUGGUAUUAGUGGGAAUGAAGGUCUACAGGCUGCUAAUUCUUCAGACUAUUCAAUUGCUCAAUUCAAGUAUUUGAAGAACUUGCUGUUGGUUCAUGGAGCCUGGAAUUAUAACAGAGUAGCUAAAUGCAUCUUGUAUUGCUUCUACAAGAAUAUAGUCCUUUAUAUUAUUGAGAUCUGGUUUGCUUUUGUCAAUGGCUUUUCUGGACAAAUUCUUUUUGAAAGAUGGUGUAUAGGUCUCUACAAUGUGAUGUUUACAGCAAUGCCUCCACUAACUCUUGGAAUAUUUGAGAGAUCCUGUCGAAAAGAAAACAUGCUGAAAUAUCCAGAAUUAUACAAGACUUCCCAGAAUGCACUGGACUUUAAUACUAAGGUUUUCUGGGUUCAUUGUUUAAAUGGCCUCUUCCACUCAUUCAUUCUGUUUUGGUUUCCACUAAAAGCCCUCCAGCAUGGUACCGUAUUUGGCAAUGGUAAAACUUCAGAUUACCUGCUCCUGGGGAAUACCGUAUACACUUUUGUGGUUCUAACUGUGUGUUUGAAGGCUGGAUUAGAGACGUCAUACUGGACUUUGUUCAGCCAUAUAGCUAUCUGGGGCAGCAUAGCACUUUGGGUAGUGUUUUUUGGAAUCUACUCUUCUUUGUGGCCAGUCAUUCCUAUGGCACCUGAUAUGUCAGGAGAGGCAGCUAUGAUGUUCAGCUCUGGAGUGUUUUGGAUGGGACUUCUAUGUAUUCCUAUGACAGCUUUACUUUUUGAUGUAGUAUACAAAGUAGUAAAGAGAGCUACUUUUAAGACACUCGUAGAUGAAGUUCAGGAGUUGGAAGCAAAGUCUGAGGAUCCUGGAGCAGUUGUUCAUGGCAAGAGCUUAACUGAAAGAGCCCAACUACUGAAGAAUGUUUUCAAGAAGAACCAUGUGAACUUGUACCGCUCUGACUCUCUGCAACAAAACUUGCUUCAUGGCUACGCCUUCUCUCAAGAUGAAAAUGGAAUAGUUUCCCAGUCUGAAGUAAUAAGAGCUUACGAUACCACAAAACAAAGGCCUGAGGAAUGGUGAAGAAGCACAGCUUGAGAUUUAGGCCUUAUUGGCUACUUUUGUGAGACAGACUACUAGAUCUUUGCUGGGAGCUGUGGCUGUGGCCCAGUUAUGAGAUUUAAAGAUCUGUGAUGGUCUUGUUCCAUAAAGUUUGGAUUUGUGUAUUCAGUAGACAUAAGCACUGUGCAACUAUACAGUAACACACCAUCUCUAAAUUUUUAAACGAGUAUUUGCUUAGCCUUUGUAAACAGAUCAGAAUCGACCUUGUAUCUUGCCAGCUUGCUUAUUUUACAAUGAAAUUGAAUCAAUACUGGUCAUGUACUUAGAAGGCAAUGGUCAGAUCGUUAAACAUACUUUACACUGACAGACCAUUAGCAUCUGUGAAGGUUUUUAAGUGUUAAUAUAUUUAAAUACAGUUGAUAACAAGCCUUUGAUUUCAACAAGUGCUGAAAAAAAUAGUAUUUUAAUGGUGUUAAUUCACCUUCUUUGAGGAAGAUUUUGAGUCAAGAUGUUUAUAG
Molecule: messenger RNA, 2653 nt
Organism: Apaloderma vittatum (bar-tailed trogon)
Lineage: Eukaryota; Metazoa; Chordata; Aves; Trogoniformes; Trogonidae
Gene: ATP8A1
Product: ATPase, aminophospholipid transporter (APLT), class I, type 8A, member 1
Exons: 22
Coding region: 108-2156 (682 amino acids)
Biological process (GO): phospholipid translocation
Cellular component (GO): plasma membrane
Molecular function (GO): ATP hydrolysis activity; magnesium ion binding; ATP binding
Source: RefSeq, a predicted model, not a curated record